AAGAACAGAACAGGCAAACAACUAGCAUUACAAUUAGGGAAAAGUCGGUUAAAAUGUUAACGAUCACUAUACUUUUGUUUAUCUUAAAGGAGUAUAGUUGUUACCUUGUAUUACCAAAACCUUCUUUGGACGAAAAGCCACUACUAAGAAGCCCUGUCAAUAAUGGGCCUAUUCCUGAUUACUUUGAUUGGAGGGACCGCGAUGCUGUGUCACCCGUUGUGAAUCAAGGAGUCUGUGCAGCUUGCUGGGCUUUCGCCACUACUGCUACCAUAGAGAGUCAUCGGAAAAUAUAUCUGGAAGUUAAAGAGAAGUUAUCGGAACAGUUUCUUAUCGAUUGUGAUGAUGAAGGCGUGGGGUGCAGGGAUGGUUCCAUGCUACAAGCAUAUGCAAACAUGAUCAUAAAAUCUGGUGGUAUACUUCGAAACAUAGACUAUUAUCCAUAUGCAGAAGAACAGAGGGAAUGUAGGUGGAAUGCUGUUUUAAACCGUCAUGCGACUAAUUAUACUACAAGGUGGUUCGAGAACAGUCCUAGGCCACAUCCCAGACCUGUCCCAGUGGUCGGGUUUCGAAGGGUUAUUAGAGAUGAAGAUGUUAUGGCAAGAUAUCUUUAUCGACAUGGACCGUUAUCUGCAGCCAUUAACUCAGCGUCUAUGGACAACUACACGGGUGGUAUAGAUGAGCCUACAGAAAAAAGUUGCAGUCCCAGUGGAUUGAACCAUGCCGUCGAGAUUGUAGGAUACAAUGUUUAUGAGGAUGAAAACGGCAACAGGACUCCAUACUGGAUAAUCAAGAACUCCUGGGGGGUGGGGUGGGGAGAUAACGGGUACUACUACCUGGUGCGCGGGCGCAACGCCUGUGGCAUCGCCAGUGACGUUUCUUUUCCCAUUGUCGGCUAAAAUAUGAUCAUCCUUCACAUUUUUUUUUAAGAAAAUUUAAAAAUAAUUCAAGUUGAAAUGUAAUCUAACUUUGAAAUUGGUUGAUGUUAUUGUAUUUUAAUUUCAUUUUGGAGUAUUGCUACUUUCAGUUGUUUGGUAUAUUCUAAUUAUAAUUAUUAAUCUAAAAA
Molecule: messenger RNA, 1063 nt
Organism: Helicoverpa zea (corn earworm)
Lineage: Eukaryota; Metazoa; Arthropoda; Insecta; Lepidoptera; Noctuidae
Product: cysteine proteinase 1-like
Exons: 5
Coding region: 54-896 (280 amino acids)
Cellular component (GO): lysosome
Molecular function (GO): cysteine-type endopeptidase activity
Source: RefSeq, a predicted model, not a curated record